UCCGAGUGUUUACGAUCCGGAAACAAACAAUUCGUACAAAUAAGUUUUGCAUGUUUUUCGAUUCCAGAUUUUGCAAUUUUUUCCUUAUUUUUCGGGGAAACGGCUUAAGUGUAUUAGUGUACAUCCAAGGGUGUAACGUAUUGGUAAUUAUUAACAAUCGACUCAUCACUUAUUCUCCGGGACUAAAGUCAACAUGUAAUCUGCUAAUAGGUGAAAUAUCAAAUAUACAUAUACCUACUUAUAAUACGGUUAACGAUGCACGUAAAAAAUAAAAAUAAAAAUUAUCGCGUCGUUUAUAUAAUACGUUUCUUUAUUUUUUAUGUUUCCCAAGAAUAUACUUAUCGGAUUUUCAGUCCUUUUAUAUUCCCUUAUUGUUUUAUUUUUUUCUAUAAUGCUGCCGCAAAACGGAUUAAACACACGUAUAAAAUAACGCUGGGGUGCACCGCACGAGCUGUCUUAUAACAAUAACAAGUGCAGUACGUAGUUAAUUUAUUGGCGGCUAUUGUGUAAUGCAAAAGUUACAUGACACGUGUGUAUAUGUAUUUUUUUCGCCUUCAGUAUUACAGUCACGUAACGGCUCGAAGUAUUGAUUAAAUUAACCGAGUGGAUAUUAUGUGUCUCGUUUAUAACGUUGUAGUAAUAUAGUGAAGUUUGCGGUGGGGUUUUCGUUUGCGACAAUUUAGGUAAUGUUAAUACGUGUAGCCGAUUCCGUCCGACGACAAAGCAAUACUAGAAUAUUGAAUUUAGAAUUAAAAAAUCUGUAAGUGUAACUAAUAGUCGACGAAAUCGAUUUUUUCGUGAUCAAUAAAGACGUAUAUGGACGGGGACAUAUAUAGGUGACAUUUGGUUCUGGCGGAUCAAAAAGUCUACGGUAGGAUCGAAUUGUCCCUGGGGAUAUUGCCAAUCUAUUUUUGUUUCCAUGGGGAUAUAAAGAUCUGUUUUGUCUCGUGGUUUUAUUGAAUGUACCCGGGGAGAACUCCACGUAAAAAUUUUAUUUUAAAAAAAAAAAUCUCUAAAACGAAUCAUAAUUCCCCGUUACUAUGAAUGGACUAUUAUUUCCCUAUUGUGUAAUCGAAGAGUGGUAUUCAAUAAUUGUAGUUUCAUCAAUAGUAUCUUAGAUAUACAGAGCAAAAUUCAUCUAACUGCUGUCUGUCGCCUGUAACCGCUUUUUUAUUUUGCUAAGAACGUAAAUUGAAGCGUUUAAAUCAAAACAAAAGGCACAACGUGGUUUAAAAACUAUAAUAGUGUACUUAUUUACUAUCAUAAUUUAUAUUAUACAAUUGAAAUUUCGUCAAUAUGAUGUCAGUGCCAUUGCCGAUUGUAACAAUCGAAUCGCAAACGCAGAAAACAAUUUCAGAUAGUUACUUUGAACCAGUUCUACCGGAAUGACGACUAUUUAGACAGUUUAGUUGAUAUGUCCGUGCAACUUUCACCAAAGUUCAUGUAAAGCUACACGGGGGAUCCUUGUGUGUGCUCGACCAUAACCUAGGAUGGAGAUUGCGUCGUCGUCAGUAAUGCGGCCCAUGUAAUCAAUUCAAUGGUUCCGCUCAAUUCUUGCGGGUUAGUGGCCAGAGGUGGAAGAUAUUUGACUGGUUUUUUUACCGAGAACUGUAGUCAAAUUUGUGUGAAGUCCAAAUUUCAUUAAAAAUCGUAAAAAUCACAAUUUUUCAUGUAUUAUUUUCUGAUUUAGGUAUAUAACACUUUUUUGGCCAUUUAAAAUUUGCCUUAAAUAUUUAUGUGAUUCACUAAGCAUGCUCAGCCCAUUUUUUUAGCUAAGUUAUGCAUAUAUUAAAAUUGUAUUUGUUGACAUUGUUAUGUGUUAAAAAAGCCGAUAUUUUCGAUUACUUAGAUUUUGCGUAACAUUUGAAAAGUAAUCUGUGAUGAUACCAACUUUAGUUUCACAAAUGAAAAUCAAUAUUAAAAACUUCAUAAAUAGAUGGAGUAUUAUUAAGUACAUUUUUCUGUUAAAAUUUUUGAUUUGCAUCAACCCGUAAACGAGAAAUUUUGCUUUUAUGUUUAGGUAGGAGGAAAGUAGUGGAGUACUAAUAAAACACCACGUGCUGUAUCACCAUACAAAUAAUACCGGGUAGGUGAAAAGUUAAAAAUGUACGAUAUAGAGGGAAUUUAUUUUAUAUAAUAUGUACGCAAUAAUAAACUAUUGCUAACGAAAAAUGAUUUAGAUCAAAAUUACUUUUAUACAUGUACUAAAAAUUUUCCCGUUUUCUUACGUUUUUUCGCCCAAUUGUUAUGAAAAUCGCUUAAUAAUUCAAUAAAUAAUAUGUGAAACGUACCAAUUAGAUUAAAUUAAUUUUAAUAAAGGUGCAUAUCUUUUAUCGUUGUUAUGUUUAAUUCAACUGAAUUAGGUAAUCUGGUUUAAAUUGAUCCGGCACCGCAAUUAACUCAAAUAAUUUUACGGUUAUCUGGUAUUGGUACGGGUACUAAUAUAAAUGUUUACUGCAAUUAAGUACAAAAAGCCUACUAUUAUGAAGUGUUGUAAAACUUUAUACUUUAUCUAUAGUCAUAUAAAAAUAAUACACCAUGUUAAGAUAUACCUUCCAAUAUCAAUUUACUAUGUCAUAAUAAUUUCUUAAUUCGUGUGCCAACGUUACUAACAGUAAUAUUUGUAUUCAAUGAAAACUGCGAAAAUGGCAUUAGCAUUUUUCGUAAUUUUGUUCGUAUUUGGUUUUUCAACCGGGAACACGGAACCUGUUUCCUUUGGUUACGGGGGAAACUUCACGGUUAAUUUAUGGAAAAAUCAUAAGAGGGAAACAUAUUCAGGAUAUUUAAACAUAAAUAGUAUAAUAGAAGGUAAACAAAUAAUAAUAAUAAUUUUAAAAACUCGGUAAAUGUUGUGAAUAAAUAUUUAUUUUUUUAGGUAAAAUAAAACGGGAAAAUGAAUUGGAUUGGUGGCAAAAAGCGGUUAUCUAUCAAAUAUAUCCUCGAUCGUUCAAGGAUACAACCGGAAAUGGUGUAGGAGAUAUACAAGGUAAGUUUAAUAAAAGAAAUAAACGAUAUAUUAAAAAUUAACCAGGUAAGUAGUGGAGAUGGUGUGAAAAUUCCAAUUAAUUGUUAGUUUCAAUCAAUUAACAGUAUUAGUUAUAGUUCCACGUCCCGUUUUAUUCGGUAAAUAAUACUAAGGUAAAUACAUCUCAUAGUAAAAUAUUGUGUCCGUAUCGUUUAUCGCCGGAUAUUUUUACCAGUCUAAAUUACGUGAAUUAUUUGUAACCGCAAAAAUUUGCUCAUACGGAUAUUAUGAACACUAUCGAGAAUUUAAAGAAUUUUAAAUUGAUAGGUGGUUUUCAACAAAGAAUGAUAAAAAAGAUACGGAAUUCAAAAAUUUCAAUUCUUCAUAUCUAUGGAAAAAUGGUAAAUUUUUUUUUUUUUCAAAAAGUUUAUUCCAUGCAUCACGAAUUCUAUCAAAAAGUGUUAAAGGAUUAAUAUGUUAUUUUGUAAAAUAUGUUCAAUUUCAUGAAACUAUUUCAAUAAUUCCAAAGUAGUCUAAAAUUAAAUAUAUAGGUAUAUAAAGUUAUUCAAUUGAAAAUUGUAACAAAAUAAAUUCUCAUUAAGAGCAGAUAUGAACCAAAUAGGAAUUAGAUUAAAAUUUGGACAUAUCCUAAAAUCAUAAUCUACAAUCAUCCCUAUUAAACUAACCUAGAAAUAAGUAGGUAAAUAAAUACAAUUUAAGUUUUAACAUUUUAGGUGUUAUCGAAAAAAUACCCUAUAUGAAGUAUUUGGGAAUAGAGGCCGUGUGGUUAUGCCCCAUAAAUCCUUCUGGAGGAGUAGAUUUGGGUUACGACAUAACUGAUUACAAAAAUAUAGACAAUAUCUUUGGAACCAUGGAAGAUAUUGAUGAAUUAAUAACACGGCUUCACGAAAACGGUUCGUAUAAAUUCAAUAAAAUAUUACGUAUAUUUAUAUCCACUAAGUGGAAAAUAUUUAGAUAAUAGAGACUCGAGUAACAAUUAUUGGAGCUCAGGUUGGUCAAUUAAACCAAAGGUACAUGGAAAGUACCCAACCUGCAUUAAACUGUUUUAAACCUUUAAUUAGUGUCCAGGCGGUAAAAUACACUUAUACUCAUACGUCGGAAUCAUGUUAACGCGGUUCGAUAGAUCAGUUUGACACGAUAGAUAAAGAGUAAAACAAAGAAAAUGUAACAUUUUCGAAUAAUAUACUAUGGUAUUCUAAAAAGUUAUUACGCGUUAUUUUUUGAAAAAGUAAGUUUUUGAAUGUAAUAUCAAAUUUAGAAUAGGUACCUAACUUACAAAAAAAAAAAAAAAUACAAUUUUAUUUACACUAAUUAUUUACACCUCUGCCUAAUCUUCAAUUUUAUUGAUUUUACACAAAAACUAAAAUAUUAAAAUAUCAUAAAUUCCAAUAAAUAUAUUGAUUUCUCUAUAUGGCAAGUAAACAUAAAUUAGAUUAUCAGAAUUCUAUCAUCUUAAACCGUUGAUCGAAGCUAAAUUACCACUCAAGCAAUAAAUAAUAAUAAAUGUCCUAUCACACUGAUAUACAAAUGCACUUUUUUAAUUUCAUAUGUAAAUAUACAAUUUUAAAUAUACAUCAUAUAAUAAGAAUUCACCGUGUAUUUCAACGACCUAACCAUUUCUGGGACCAAAUUUAAUGCAUGCUGCAUCGGAAUUUUACAUAUCUAAUGUCUAUGCACUUUGCAGAAACCAAUUUUAAUCAUAAUAUUGUUACUCAGGUAAUAUCAAUAAAUUAUAUUACGGUAAAUUGUAAAUAAAUACAUUUAUAGGUAUCAAAUUUCUGCUUGAUUUUGUACCAAACCAUACAAGUGAUAAACACGAAUGGUUUGUUAAAUCUGUACAAAAAAUUGAACCUUAUACCAAUUAUUACGUAUGGGCGGAUGCAAAAUAUGUAAACGAAACCAGACAAGUUCCAAAUAAUUGGGUGAGAAACAAAUUUUCUGUUUAAAUUUUAUUGUUUUCCAUUGUCAUAUACUUGUGUUUACGACUACUAACUACAAACUAACCUCAUUAUACAUGAAACGUAUGACAAUAUGACUAUAAAUUAGCCAAUUUUCGGACCCUUAAAAAAUAGCAAUAUUUAAUGUUUUAUUUAUUUUUAGCUAUCUCCCUUCUUUGGCACCAUGUGGGAAUGGAAUGAACAGCGACAACAAUAUUAUCUGCAUCAGUUCUAUAAAAAACAACCGGACCUUAACUAUUGGUGCCCAUUAGUCCAAAAAGAAAUAAAAGUAUGAAAAAUAUGCAAUUAGAUAAAAUAGAUUUUCAAGUUUAGUAUCUAAAGUACUUCCUGCGGUUCAAAUAUCUGACUCAAACUUGAAAUUGAUUUUGUUUAAAACAAAAACAGGAUCAAACAUAAUGCUAAUAGAUGACUGAUUUUCUAUAAAUCCUUAAUAAUUUAAAUAUGAUAAACCAAAAUUCAUUACAUUCAUUAGCGAUCUAAAAAUUGUACUUCAAAUAAAUGAAAGUAUUAUUUUACAUCUUCAAAAAUUAUGUCCAAAGAUUAAAUACAAGUGCUUCCUAAUUUAUCGGAAAGUAAUUCGGUAUUGGGAGGUACUUUAAGGAGGUCAUAUUUCGAUUUUCUUAAGAGUUUUCCAUUAAAUACGAAAAAACUAAUAAAACAAAGGAAAGACGGGAAAAUGUACGAAACACAUUAGUAUAUUAUUACGAUUUUUUUUUUUGUGGACAAUUUUUCUCUCAGCAAUUUUGCUCCAACUUGUAAGAUAGCAAUUUUUCUAAAAAUAAAUUUCACUAAGGAGAUAUUUUAAAGAGGUCGUUUUUUUUAUUUUCUCCGAAGUUUUCUCAAUAAAUGUGAAAAACUGUUAGAAAACAUGGGAAAACCGAGGAAAACGUAGGAAAACCGGAAAAAUCGAUACAACAUUAAAUGUAUAAUUAUUAAAGAAAAUACGUAAAGCUUAUUUAAUUAUUUUACUAUAAUAAGGCAUGUUUAUAAUUCAUAAAACACCAUUAUCAACUAAACGCCACUCAGCAUUUUUUUUUCGUAAGCAAUGGUUAUCGUUACUUACUGGUAUAAAUGCAUUAGUGCGUAUAUAGUAUGUAUAUAUUAUAAUGUUUAAUUAAAUUAUCUAUAACAGUGGCUGCACCCAUUCCCAUUAUCAUAGUCUUUUUUAAAUUUAUUUUUUGAUUGAUUUCUGGGUUCUUUUGGAUAUAUAAAAGUGAAAUGGUAAACAUAUUCUUCUAGUCGCAUCAGUCAACUUAGCUCUACUCCGCAUCAGUUUUUGUUAGCAAUGUUUUUAUUUUGCUUGAAGACUACAGUUAUUAACAGUUUAUCACCCAUCACUAACCUUCACCAUUUCUUUUCCUAAGUAUGACCGACUUUUUUAUUAUGUAUAAUUUAAAAUUAAAUAAAACAGUUGUAGUAAAUAUAAUUUAUGUACCUAUUAUGUUAGGAUGUGUUGCGAUUUUGGCUAAAUAAAGGCGUGGAUGGAUUUCGAGUAGACGCUGUGCAACGAUUAUACGAACGACAAGAUUUAAAGGAUUCACCUGCAAAACUUGAAACCGAUGAUGACGGUUACUUUAUGUAUCUAAAUGAGACUUAUGAAGAAGUUAUAUCAUGGAGAGCCGUAUUAGAUGAAUACACCAAAAAUGACGUCGAAACGAAGUAUUUACAGCAAUUUUAAUUAAAAACUAAAUAACUAACAAUAAACCAAUCGCAGGUUUUUGAUGAUUGACGUGGAUGGAGAUGUAAGUCUCACAAACAGAUUUUAUGGAAAUUCAACUCAUCCUGGUGCCCAUUUUUCAUUAAGUUUUUCUCUUGGAAAACUAUCGCAUAAACCUGCGAAUUCAUACGUUUAUGAACUUAAAAAAAAUCUGUUUGGAUUGCCACCAGGAAAGUGGCCAAAUUGGAUUGUACGUAACUUAAAUUAUUGAAUAAAUCAUACUUAGUAUAUGGUAACUAGUUCAGUUUGGUACACUGAGUUAACUUUUUAAUAAAUUCUUAUAUUAAAAAACCAAGAAACAUAUAGAAUACAAUACAAACACUGAUAAUUUAAACAUAUCUAUAUUACAACAAUUAUAAGUUAAACCGGGAUAUAGUGAUAAUUUUCAUAGUUAUUUACCUAUAAUUUUUAUUUUAAAAUAGAUGAUUAGAUAAGUGGUCCACUCACCUGUUCAUCGCUUACUCAGAAUUGUUAAGUUCAGAAGAACAAAUGGGAAAUAAAGUAAUAUAAUAUAUUGUAUUCCAAGAAUUUAAGUAUUUUAAAUAUAAAGACAAUGAUAUUUGAUAUUUGAAGUCAUAUAUAUAAGAUAUCUAUAUAAUUUCUUAAACUUUACUAUUUCUUUAUGAAGACACAAUUUGAAAUUAACAUAAUUAUUUUCUUUUUUUUUAAUGAAAAACUGACAAAAUUUGUGUUUUCUACAUCAACCUAUAAGAAUAAUUUUAUAUUAAACAUAAUAAUAUAAAUACAUUCAAUAAAAAAUUAUACUGUUAUAGAUUGGAAAUCAUAAUAUUAUCCCUCGUCCGACCACGAGAUUUGGCGAAGAAAUGAUAGACGGUAUUCAUAUGAUACAAUUAUUACUACCCGGAACACCUGUAAUCUAUAUGGGCGAUGAAUUGGGCAUGACCGAUAUAUAUUUGAGGAAUGAUCAAUUCGUUGAUGUUAAUUCUAAACAGUAUGGUUAUAAUCAAGCUCGAGAAAGAAAUCGAACGCCUAUCCAGUGGGAUUCAACUGCUCAGGCAGGAUUUUCGAAUAAAACGAAAACAUGGUUACCUAUUAACCCGAAUUAUGUGACUCUGAACGUCGAGUAUGAACAAAACUCAAAUAGUAGCCACUUGAAAAUAUUUAAAGAACUAGUCAAUUUAAGGCAGUUAGACGUUUUCCGUACUGGAAACGUGAAAUUUUACGAAGUAUCGAAAUACGUAUUUGCAUUUUCGAGGUAAAUCAUGUUAACAUUAAAUAGUACACCAGCGAAUGAACUAAGGACGAAAAAAUAAUAAUAAUGUUUUAUCAAAUUUUUAGAAGUAACAGUAUUUUAAGAUCAUAUUUUGUCGUCAUAAACUUGGGCAGUGAGUUAGAAAAUAUUAACCUUAGGAAAGUAAAUGGACUAUUACCAUAUAAAUUGACAGUUAUAGUUGCUAGUAUGUAUGCAGAACACAAUGCGGGGUUUGUUUUUAAACAUUUUUCAAAUCAAUAGUUUUUAAAAUUAUGAUUAUUGUAUUAUGUAGAUUAAUACUAUAUUAUUUUUACAAUUUUCAGAGACAUUAUUCGCUCAGAAUCUUUUACAUUAAGACCUAGUGCUGCAGUUGUUCUGAAGUCUUCGUUUUUCAAUUGA
Molecule: messenger RNA, 8273 nt
Organism: Cinara cedri
Lineage: Eukaryota; Metazoa; Arthropoda; Insecta; Hemiptera; Aphididae
Source: the annotation of a GenBank genome assembly